CUGUAAAAUAAAACAUUACUAUAAGUCAAACACGUGUUACACGUGUUGUUUGUUUAUACAGUAUUAUUCGUUAGAAAUACUGUAUUUAUUUUUUUUAAUUAAUUAUUAUUAAAAUUAUUAAUUAAGAGAUAAUAUGGACAGCGAAGCCAAGACAUCGUCGUCGUCGAAGAAGAAGCACAGGUCGUCCAAGACUUUAGGGGACAUUCAACGCGAAGAAGAUUUCCAUUUGAAGCCGACCGCUGGCGAACCCAGUCUUAGUGCCCAACAAUGGCCGCUACUGUUGAAGAAUUACGAUCGACUGAACGUCCGGACCAAUCACUUCACUCCGCUAUCGUUUGGCUGUUCGCCAUAUAAACGCGAUCUACGGGAAUAUUUGCGAUCGGGUUUCCUUAAUCUGGACAAACCAUCCAAUCCGUCAUCGCAUGAAGUCGUUGCCUGGAUUAAGCGUAUACUUCGGGUUGAGAAAACUGGUCACAGCGGUACACUUGAUCCGAAAGUUAGCGGCUGUUUGAUUGUCUGCAUCGAAAGGGCUACCCGUUUGGUGAAAUCGCAGCAAAACGCCGGCAAAGAGUAUGUCUGUAUAUUUCGUUUGCAUAGCGCUGUCGAUAGCGAACAAACUGUACUGAAAGCCAUCGAAACCCUAACCGGAGCUCUGUUUCAACGACCGCCGUUGAUAUCGGCUGUUAAGCGACAGUUGAGAGUACGUACGAUAUAUGAGAGCAAACUUCUUGAGUAUAACAAAGACAAGAAUCUGGGUAUUCUGUGGGUUAGCUGCGAGGCCGGGACUUAUGUCCGGACAUUGUGUGUCCAUUUAGGAUUGGUGUUGGGCGUCGGCGGACAGAUGCAAGAACUCAGGCGAGUUCGGUCGGGUAUACAGUCGGAAAUGGACGGUUUGGUUACAAUGCACGACAUACUCGAUGCCCAAUGGCUGUACGAUAAUCAUAAGGACGAGGCGUAUUUGAGACGUAUUGUUAAACCACUUGAGGCACUGCUGACCGGCCAUAAACGUAUAGUUAUGAAGGACAGUGCGGUGAAUGCUGUCUGCUAUGGAGCCAAAGUAAUGCUACCGGGAGUACUCAAGUACGACAAUAAUAUCGAAAUCAACGAUGAAAUUGUUAUUAUGACCACUAAAGGAGAGGCCAUAUGUAUAGCUAUUGCAUUGAUGACCACAUCGACGAUUGCCAGUUGCGAUCACGGAGUUGUGGCCAAAAUUAAACGGGUAGUCAUGGAAAGGGAUACCUAUCCCAGAAAGUGGGGUUUGGGACCAACUGCAACAUUGAAGAAGAAGCUUAUCAAACAAGGAAUGCUAUCCGAAAAAGGAAAACCCAAUGAUAAGACACCGAAGGAUUGGUAUCUUAAAUAUCAAGAUUACAGUCAAUCAUCAGCCAAUGGUUCAACAGUGAAGACUGAAAUUAAAGAUGAAGUAAAAGAUGAAGUAAAAGAAGAAGAAGUGGCGGACACUGAAGUCGCUGCCAAUGAAGAAGAAGAAGAAGUGGAGCCACAAUCGGAAACUAAGAAAAAGAAGAAGAAGAAGAAGAAAGAAAAGGAUUUAGAAGAUGACGAUUGAAUUUUGUCAUUAAAUGUCAUUUUGAAAUGAAUUAUUAUUAUUAUUAUUAUUAUUGAACCCAUUUUUAUAUAUACAGUAUAUAAUAUAGUCA
Molecule: messenger RNA, 1658 nt
Organism: Oppia nitens
Lineage: Eukaryota; Metazoa; Arthropoda; Arachnida; Sarcoptiformes; Oppiidae
Gene: Nop60B
Product: H/ACA ribonucleoprotein complex subunit DKC1-like
Exons: 6
Coding region: 134-1567 (477 amino acids)
Biological process (GO): box H/ACA sno(s)RNA 3'-end processing; mRNA pseudouridine synthesis; rRNA pseudouridine synthesis
Cellular component (GO): box H/ACA snoRNP complex
Molecular function (GO): pseudouridine synthase activity; RNA binding
Source: RefSeq, a predicted model, not a curated record